Messenger RNA from Cuscuta epithymum, 5378 nucleotides. NCBI's taxonomy places the organism in Eukaryota, Viridiplantae, Streptophyta, Magnoliopsida, Solanales, Convolvulaceae. The record is from the annotation of a GenBank genome assembly.
UCAACAACUCAAAGGUGAGGAAGAACAAAAAACUACAGUAAAAGCUCAAAGAAAUUCUUAUAGAGCAAAAGAAGAACCAAAGAGACAAUAUCAAUGCAGAGAGAAGAAGACCCAAGCUUGGCUCCACAAAAACCGGACCAGAAUCAGACGAAAAAGAUUGAAAAUCGGAGGAGUGCGAGGAAGAGAGAUUUGCCGCUGGCUGCCGCUGCUCGCCGGCGAUCUCUGCCGCUACUCUCCGGCGUUGCUCUCUGGCGCGGGUUACUCGCCGUCACUAGCUACUACCCACCGGUCACUUGGAUUGAAGCCCUGUUGUGCGCAAGGAAGACCGCGAGCGUGCUACGAUGGUGUUAUAAGAUGUCGGAUGGUUGAAUUGAAUGAGAGGGUUAAAAUUGGAAGAAGAGUCCUAUUUAGGGAAUAAUUUUACACUUACUCCUAUUUAGGAAUUUCAGCAACAAUUUAAUCCUAUUUGGGGCUAUUUUCCCAGGUCUUCUUCUAGAUGAAGAAGUUGACAAAAUCAACCAUCAUACUGGGCAAAAGACCACGGUCUUCAUACGAAUAUGUAAGUCCAACGACAAAUGAAACGCAUGAUGGAGAAGGUACUCAUGAGAAGGUUGUCGGGUGUUUAAACCACUCUGAGAAUCACACAAAUCUUCAAAGGAACACUCCAUCUUCUUCAAACUCAAAAAGAAAUUCAUUACAGGAUAUCACAAAUGCCAUAACAAAUAAUAGCACUACAAGUGUACGCCCAACAAGUACAGGCAAAUGGCGUUUUGGAAUGUCCCUAUUACUUGAAGAUGACUACGUUUUAUUUGAGUCGAACAUGUUUGAAGGACGCAUUCAAAACUCAGCUCGCAUGAAGGACAUAUCAAGAUUUGAGUGCAGCAAUCGCAAUGAAGGUGACCAUUUAGAGAAUGCAUUGGAUGGACAGUCCGAUGAUGAUGGACUACCUGUUGAUGAGGAGGAUGCAGAAUAUGCAAUAUGUUCGACAGAAGAUUAUGUAGAUCUACAUGAUGCUAUUUACGAGUGCGAGUACUGCAGAGCACUUUUUUGGCAUGCUGAAAGAGUAAAGAGAAGUUCAGUCAAACAGCGACCCAAGUUCUCCAUGUGUUGCAAUAAAGGGAACGUUGUACUUCCUAAGAUGCAAAAACCACCAAAUUUGUUGUAUGAUCUGAUUUUUGGGAAUGAUGAACGCAGCAGACAUUUCCUUGAAAACAUCAGGUCAUAUAAUUCUAUGUUUUCCUUCACUUCCAUGGGUGGAAAAGUUGACCAUGAUGUGAAUAGAGGGAACAAUCCACCAAUAUUCAGAUUGAAUGGGCAAAAUUACCAUAGAAUUGGCAGCCUUCUCCCUACUGAUGGGAAUCAGCCAAAAUUCUUGCAGAUGUACUUAUCUGACCCAAACGAAGAGAUCUCAUUUAGAAUUGCAUCUGUCAGGCGUGACGGUGGUACAUCAUUACAUGAUACAUUGGUGGCUGAACUGAAAGCCAUGUUGGACACAUACAAUGUUUAUGCACAGUCUUUUAGGAUGGCGAGGGAUAGAUUCAAUGAAUCUAAUUCGACUUCAUUGAAAAUGAAAUUAAUAGGCAAGAGGAAUUCAGAAGGUCGUACGUACAAUACCCCCACUGUAAGCGAAGUAGCUGCCUUAAUAGAGGGAGACUUUGAUGUGAACAAAAAAGAGAGGGAUGUUGUUCUUCAAACGAAGUCUGGUUCUUUACAGUACAUCUCUGAAUUAAAUCCAGCUUAUCUAGGGUUGCAGUAUCCACUUCUCUUUCCUUAUGGCCAGGACGGUUUUAGAGAAAAUGUGUUGUUGACCCGUGCAACCGAAGGGAUCACUGAAGGGAACACUGAAGAGAACACUGAAGGAAACACUGAAGGAAACACUGAAGGGAACACUGAAGGGAACACUGGAGGGAGAAAGUAUGUUACUAUGAGAGAGUACUUUUCAUAUAGAUUUCAGGAUCGCAUGGUUGAGACCCCAUAUAUAUUGCGAACAAAGAGAUUGUUCCAACAACUUGUGGUUGACGGUUAUACGAUGAUUGAGUCAUGCCGCUUGCAGUAUAUUAGAAAACAUCAAAAGGAGCUACGGAGUGAUCUGUAUAGUGGAUUGGCAGAUGCUGUUGGACGAGGGGAGACAAAUGCAUCGAGGACAGGUCAACUCAUUGUUCUUCCGAAUUCAUUUACUGGGAGUGCACGUUACAUGCUGCAGAAUUAUCAAGAUGCUAUGGCUAUAUGCAGAUGGGCUGGAUAUCCACAACUGUUUAUUACAUUCACAUGUAACCCAAAAUGGCCUGAAAUUCUCCGUUUUGUGGAACCAAGAGGACUGAGUCCUGAUGAUAGACCUGAUAUACUUUCUAGGAUAUUCAAAAUGAAACUCGAUCUACUCAUCAAGGAUUUGAAACAAAAUAAGAUGUUUGGCAACGUGCGGGCAGUUGUGUACACCGUAGAGUUUCAAAAACGUGGAUUGCCUCAUGCUCAUAUCGUUCUAUGGAUUUCACAAAGGCAGAGGAAUGUAUUUUCCGCAGAUAUAGACAGAAUAAUAUCUGCAGAGAUACCUGAUGAAAACUCUGAUCCCGCUUACUAUAAUGCAGUCAAAGAAUUGAUGAUUCAUGGGCCAUGUGGGCAGAUGAACAUGUCUUCACCGUGUAUGGAUAAAGGGCAUUGCACGAAGCAUUUUCCUAAAAAAUUCUCCCAACGGACAACCAUUGAUAAGAGUGGUUACCCAAAAUACAGGAGGAGAAACAAUGGAAGGUCUGUUGAGAAAAAUGGUUAUCCUAUGGACAAUAGAUAUGUGAUCCCACAUAAUCGUACUUUGCUUCUCAAGUAUGGAGCACACAUCAAUGUGGAGUGGUGUAAUCAAUCACGGUCAGUCAAGUAUCUUUUCAAGUAUAUAAAUAAAGGCGAUGAUCGGAUAACUGUUGCAUUUUCAGAAGCUACUGACAGCACCAAACCACAAAAGAUCGAUGAGAUCAAGAUGUACUAUGACUGUCGAUACAUCUCCGCUUGUGAGGCUGCAUGGAGAAUUUUUUCAUACCAUAUCCAUUACAGGGAUGUUCCCGUUGAGCGGUUAAGCUUUCAUUUACCAGGAGAGCAAAAUGUAUACUACAAACCUGAUGCAUCCAUUGAGUCAGUACUAAGUAACACCACUCUUCACUCUACGAAGUUUAUAGCUUGGAUGAGAGCAAACCAACUUUAUCAGGAGGCCAGGGAGUUGACAUACGUUGACUUUCCAUCUAAGUUCACGUGGAACAAAAAGAAAAGGGAGUGGUCACCGCGGAAAAAGGGGUUUGCGGUUGGGCGUGUGUUCUUUGUGCGUCCCGGAGCAGGUGAGAAGUACUAUUUGCGAGUUCUGCUGAAUGUAGUAAAAGGGCCAAGAAGUUUUGAAGAGUUGCGAACCGUGGAUGGAAAGAUAUAUGACACAUUUAGGGAUGCCUGUUAUGCUCGCGGGUUACAGGGAGAUGACAAGGAGUACAUAGAUGGCAUUACAGAGUCAAGUCAUUCAGCAAUGGCUCGAUGGCUACGCCAUUUGUUUGUUACUCUUUUACUGCAGGGAUCGAUGACUAAGCCUGAAUCGGUGUGGGAAAAGUGUUGGGAGUAUUUUUCGGAAGACAUAUUAUACAAUGUGAGGAAGAACCUUCAUGAUCAAGAGUUGGAACUAGACAAAGGAGAAAUUCAGAAGUACUGUUUAGUGGAGAUUGAGAAGCUUCUCCAGCAAAGAGGAAAAUCACUGUGUGACUACGUCGGAAUGCCAGUGCCCCCCGAUUCUUAUAUCCCCUCCAUGGAGGACAUUCUCAUUCAUGAAGAAUUGAAGUACGAUAAGUGUGUGAUGGCUGAAGAACAUCAAAAGUUGUUGAAGGAUAUGACAGAUGAACAACGAGCUGUUUACGAAAUAAUCAUGGAAUCUGUCGACCGCAAAUGUGGCGGUGUGUUUUUCUUAUAUGGACAUGGUGGCACGGGAAAGACUUAUUUGUGGAGGACUUUGUCUGCGGCAAUUAGAUCACGAGGAGAAAUAGUAUUGAAUGUGGCAUCCAGCGGUAUUGCGUCACUCCUUCUUCCUGGAGGAAGGACCGCACACUCGAGGUUUGCUAUUCCACUUAAUGUGACGGAGGACUCGACGUGCAACAUAAAACACGGUAGUCCCUUGGCCAGGCUUCUUGAACAGACACGACUAAUUAUUUGGGAUGAGUCUCCAAUGACGCAUAAGCACUGUUUUGAAGCUCUAGAGCGCACAAUGAGAGAUGUCCUUUGCUUCUCACCGGAGUGUGAUGGUGCCGUGCCUUUUGGUGGAAAAACUAUUGUAUUUGGCGGGGACUUUCGACAGAUAUUGCCGGUCAUUCCAAAAGGCACGCGGCAAGAUAUUGUACAAGCGUCUUUAAAUUCAUCGUAUUUGUGGUCAUAUUGUAGGGUGUUGAAGCUGACAAGGAACAUGAGGCUUGCACACGUGACCGAAUCAUCCAGCGCAGCUGACAUAGAGCGCUUCGCAGAUUGGAUUUUGAAGAUAGGCGAUGGUAUUUUGGGAGACGAUGAGGAUGGGGAAUCUAAAGUCCACAUACCUGCCGAAUUUCUUGCUCCGAUGACGGAUGAUCCCAUUGAGUCUAUUGUUAAUAGUACGUAUCCAGAUUUCUUGACUCAUAGGGAAGACAUAUCAUAUCUGAACUCUAGGGCCAUUCUUGCGCCUACGAUUGAUGAGAGAGACAAGAUCAAUGAUUACAUGUUGGGGCUCAUUCCAGGCGAGGAAAUGACAUACUUAAGUUGUGAUUCAGCAUCUUCCUCUGACUCAGAUAGCGAGCUCCUUCAAGACAUUCAUUCCCCGGAAUUUCUUAAUAGCAUCAAAUGUUCUGGUGUGCCAAGUCAUGAACUCAAGCUUAAGGUGGGUGUGCCUGUGAUGCUUAUGAGAAACAUAGAUCACACUGUUGGGUUAUGCAAUGGUACGCGACUCAUGGUAACUAAACUCGGGACUCAUAUUAUUGAGACUCAGAUGAUGUCAGGAUCAAAUGCUGGAGAAACGUAUCUUAUUCCCCGACUUAAUUAGUUUAACGCCUUCGGACUUGAAGCUCCCUUUCACGUUUCAGCGCAGGCAAUUUCCUCUUAUGCUUAGUUAUGCGAUGACGAUUAAUAAGAGUCAGGGACAGUCGUUAGAAAGAGUUGGUGUAUUUUUGCGGCGUCCGGUUUUUACUCACGGACAAUUAUACGUUGCGGUAUCGAGAGUUACAAGUCCAUCAGGGUUAAAAUUUGUCAUAUGUGACGAUGAUGGUCAACCAAGCAAUACUGCUAUAAAUGUUGUUUACAAAGAAGUGUAUAACAAUUUAUACGUUUUUCCAUAUGUCAUUUCACUUAUGCUUCGAAUGUUUAAAUUAUAUUUCUAUUAUCAUUCAAUUCAGAUC